Monodelphis domestica (gray short-tailed opossum) is the source of this 945-nucleotide messenger RNA. Its product is annotated as olfactory receptor 51V1-like. Lineage: Eukaryota; Metazoa; Chordata; Mammalia; Didelphimorphia; Didelphidae. Gene Ontology annotation, cellular component: plasma membrane. The record is from RefSeq and is a predicted model, not a curated record. Gene Ontology annotation, molecular function: olfactory receptor activity; G protein-coupled receptor activity. Gene Ontology annotation, biological process: G protein-coupled receptor signaling pathway.
AUGUUUGCUCAAUCUGGAUACAAUGUCAGUGCCUCCACCUUCCUCCUCACAGGCUUCCCUGGUCUGGAACAGUCAUAUGUGUGGAUUGCUAUCCCCUUCUCCUCCAUCUAUGCCAUGGUUCUCUUUGGGAAUUGCAUGAUUCUCCAUGUGAUCCGGACUGAACAGAGUCUGCAUGAGCCCAUGUUUUAUUUCCUAGCUAUGCUGGCGCUCACUGACUUGUGCAUGGGCUUGUCUACGGUGCACACAGUGUUGGGCAUCCUAUGGGGGCUCAGUCAUGAGAUCAGUUUGGAUGCCUGUAUUGGCCAGUCUUACUUCAUUCAUGGUCUGUCUUUUAUGGAAUCUUCUGUCCUGCUUGCAAUGUCCUUUGAUCGUUACAUUGCAAUCUGCAACCCACUACGCUACUCUUCUAUAUUAACUGCGACCAGAAUAAUAAAAAUUGGGAUAGCUAUUGUGAUUAGGAGCUUCCUGUUUAUCACUCCUGCUAUUAUUCGCCUUAAGUUUUUCCAUUACUGCAGGCCCCAUGUUCUCUCUCAUUCCUUCUGUCUCCAUCAGGACCUCCUCAGGUUGACCUGCUCUGACAUCCGCUUUAAUAGUUUCUAUGCUUUGGGGUUAGUCAUUUGCACCCUAUUGUUAGACUCUGUCCUUAUCCUUGUUUCCUAUGUACUAAUCCUGAAAUCUGUCUUGGCAAUUGCAUCUCCGGAUGAGAGACUCAAAUCUUUCCAGACUUGUGUCUCCCAUAUCUGUGCUGUCCUAGUCUUUUACAUUCCCAUCAUCAGUCUAACUAUGGUACACCGUUUUGGCAAGCAUCUCUCCCCUAUAGUGCAUGUCCUUAUGGGUAAUAUUUAUAUUCUUUUCCCACCCUUGAUGAACCCAAUUAUCUACAGUGUCAAGACCCAGCAGAUCCGAAGCAGGAUAAAAAGACUCUUCUCAGGGCAAAGGUACUGA